AUGGCGCAAGCCGCUGUGGGCGCGUCCUACAACAACCCGCUGAAGAAGUUCAAGCUGGUGUUUUUGGGCGAACAGAGUGGUAUGUACACUAUGCUCCCCGCUGCGGUUUUUAAAUGGGUGCCUUUGUUAGGCUGUUACCAAAUGUUUGAGGUGAAAGAAGGGAACCAGGACGAACAAAGGCUAACCAGGGAUUUAUAUGCAGUCGGCAAGACAUCUCUCAUCACCCGGUUUAUGUACGACUCGUUCGACAACAUGUACCAAGCGACGAUCGGCAUCGAUUUUCUGUCAAAGGCAAGCAAUCGGCGGUGUUGUGGCGUCCCGGCUCCGGAAUCGGCAUCGGGCGGAUAA
This is a messenger RNA of Sporothrix schenckii 1099-18, 348 nucleotides long. RefSeq lists its product as uncharacterized. Lineage: Eukaryota; Fungi; Ascomycota; Sordariomycetes; Ophiostomatales; Ophiostomataceae. The transcript is spliced from 2 exons. The record is from RefSeq and is a predicted model, not a curated record. Bases 1 to 348 code for a protein of 115 amino acids.